CGCCGGAGAACUGCAGCAUUUAACUCUUUCCUCGCCUGCUGCUUUUGUUGUGUGUCCUAUCGGUGGAAGAUGGCGACCAGAGUCCUUCAGAGCUCCUGCUCAGGCCUUUAUCAGGCGAAACACGGACACUUUACCGCUGUUAUCAGGGGUCUGUCGGCGUCUAAUAACCGGAGCCGAGAGGACAGCUGGUUCAAAUCACUGUUUGUGCGGAAGGUGGACCCCAGAAAAGACGCUCACUCCCAUCUGCUAGCCAAGAAAGAGGACAACAACUUGUAUAAAAUCCAGUUUCACAACGUGAAGCCCGAGUGUCUGGAUGCCUAUAACACACUCUGUGCCGAGGUGCUGCCGUCCAUCCACAGAGACAGCAGGUAUCCGUGUGAGCUGGUGGGCACCUGGAACACCUGGUACGGGGAGCAGGACCAAGCUGUGCACUUGUGGAGGUACAGAGGAGGAUAUCCGGCUCUGACUGAAGUCAUGAACAAACUAAAGAGUAACAAGGACUUCCUGGAGUACAGGAAGGAGAGGGGGAAGAUGCUGCUGUCCCGCAGGAACCAGCUGCUGCUGGAGUUCAGCUUCUGGAACGAGCCGGUGCCCAGAGACGGACCCAACAUCUACGAGCUGCGCUCCUACCAGCUGAGACCCGGGACUAUGAUUGAAUGGGGCAACUACUGGGCGAGAGCCAUCAGUUACCGGCAGCACAAUCACGAGGCGGUCGGAGGCUUCUUCUCUCAGAUAGGAGACCUCUACAUGGUGCAUCAUCUGUGGGCGUACAAGGACCUUCAGUCCCGAGAGGACACGAGGAACGCCGCCUGGCAGCACGAGGGCUGGGAUGAAGUGGUCUAUUACACCGUGCCGCUCAUCCAGCACAUGGAGUCCAGGAUCAUGAUCCCUCUCGAAGCGUCUCCUCUCCAGUGAAGCGUCCGGCGCGUCCCCGUGACCUCCUGACCCCAGAACUGCCCCCGCGGUGUCAGGACUCAGUCUGUGUGUUGCUAGCCUGUUCAAUAAAGUGUUCUUGGGAUAUGUAAAGGAUAUAAGAGAGUGCAUUGAAUUAGCACAAGUGUAGAGUAUGAACUUAUUUCAGUUUGGUCAUAUUUCCAAACACACAUCAUAUGAAUGCUUUAAAGCAGAGGUAUACACACUCGUUUACUCGAGGGCUGCAGUCUGUUCAUGUGUUUACUGCAUAUAUUUAUAAACCCCACACUGCAGAAUCCAUCCGUUCAUAUUCAGAUCAAACUGGAGCUGGACGAGCCUCGCCGGGGACGGGUUGUGCUAAAUUACCUUCUUUUUUUUUAUAGUUCUUCUUUAGUUGUUGUAUUUGUAUUCUGUUUCUACAUAGACAUGCUUUUUACCUGGCUUGAGAGGUUUCUGUCUCUCACAGACUGAACUAGUGAUCACUGCUGUAAUAAAUCAUCAUUCUGACUCCG
Molecule: messenger RNA, 1424 nt
Organism: Carassius auratus (goldfish)
Lineage: Eukaryota; Metazoa; Chordata; Actinopteri; Cypriniformes; Cyprinidae
Product: protein NipSnap homolog 2
Exons: 10
Coding region: 70-915 (281 amino acids)
Cellular component (GO): mitochondrion
Source: RefSeq, a predicted model, not a curated record